AUGAUUCAAAACAAAAUAACGACGACGAAAAUUGCAACAAAGCUCCAGAUGGCAACGCGCCUUGCAACACAAAGGACAAAUUUUGUCACAGUAACGCCCGUGUCGGCAGCUACGGCGAACGAAAACAAUCAUCAGCAGCAGCAACAACAGCAAACGACAACAACAACGACAACGACCUUGAUUCCAGCGUCGCAGUCUACCGGCAUCUCUGACACAAUAAUUAGUAGUCCGGGCAAUAGUACUGCUGGGGCAACAGUUGCUACGACAAAAAAUUCAGUCGACAUUGAUACAGCCACAGGUGCUCUUACGUUGCAGCAAGUGAUACGACAAGUGUGUACCAAGAAAAAAGUCCUUUUACAAGCAGGAAACGACGGACAAAUUUCCGUUAUCGACGUCGUGCCCAUCGAAAAUUCCGACUCUAACGAUGCAACUCCAAUUACGGUUUCAUUGGCGACAGCUCCCGAUCACGCAUCAGAAUCGUCGCAACAAGUAACAGCGCAAGUAGCUGUCGUUCAAGCUGAUAGUCCAACAGAUACGGGCCCUCAUUACAUCACAGUUACAGUAUCAUCUCCGCAAGACACCGUCGGCAGUCAAGGCACAUAUCAUCUUCAAUAUGUCGACUCUGAGCUUUAUACCUCAAGUCAAGGGCAAACUCAAAUGGCAUAUCCCGUUUACGUAAGCGACUAUUCAUCAUCUGGUCAGCAAUAUUACACGACAACAGCAAAUACGGGAAAUUAUUCAACAGGAAAUGUCGCUGCCAACAAUGGCUCUUCAACGGGGGGCGCCAAUCAACAAUAUAUCGUUCCUGUCGACGAAACGCUUCUCACAUCGAGUUCUCGUGAUUCGCCGCAAACCAUUUCGUCGGAUGUGCAUUCGUACAACAUUCAAACGGGCCAGCAUCAGAGUCAUGCGAGCACAAGUGAAACUGAAUCUCCGCCGAAUUUGUCGCAUGCAACGAGAGUUUCGCCCGCAACUGUCUCCUGGCUGAUGGAAAAUUACGAAACAGCCGAAGGAGUGAGUCUCCCGCGAUCGACACUCUACAAUCAUUACAUGCGACAUUGCAACGAACACAAAUUAGAUGCCGUCAAUGCUGCGAGUUUCGGGAAAUUGAUUCGUUCGGUGUUCACGGGAUUGCGAACUCGUCGUUUGGGAACGCGGGGCAACAGCAAAUAUCAUUAUUACGGAAUUCGCAUCAAACCGGGCAGCGCUUUGGUGAAUGUUUUGGAAGAUAAACCGUCGACGACGCCGAAUCACGUGCAGCAUCAGCAACAACAACAAUCGCAUCCCCGCGGAACGAAACGAGGCAUCAAACUCGAGAGUUACGAGGCUUGUUCGCAAUUUUUGGGAGAUGGUGCAGGCGCUAUUCCUCCCUUUCCGACGAUAAAUGUCUCGCUUGCGCAGUUACCGGACGACAUUGGGCUCGAAGAUGUCGAAACACUGAAACAAUGUUAUCGCGAGCAUUGCGAAGCGUUCCUUGACGCCGUCUUAAAUUUGGAAUUCGGGACUGUUGAACAACUUUGGCGCGAAUUUUGGAGACUGCAAGACAACAAUAACGGCGACGAAUGCGAAGAAGAAAAAUAUUUGAGUCGCGCGAAACUUUACACACUUUGUCAGAUGAAAGGCGUGCAAGAUUUCAUUAAACACAUUGACUUACAUUUUUACCAAAAUAUGGUUGACGUGCUCAUUCCGGAUGUUUUGAGGGCAAUUCCUGCCCCGCUUACUCAAGCAAUUCGUAAUUUUGCGAAAAAUUUGGAGUUGUGGUUGUCUUCGGCGAUGAGCGGAUGUCCUGAUGAGAUUUAUAAGAUAAAGUUACACAGCGUUUCGGUAUUUAGUCAAACUUUGAGACGAUAUACGUCGUUAAAUCAUCUUGCACAAGCAGCAAGAGCCGUUUUACAGAACAAUGCGCAACUUGCUCAGAUGCUGAAUGACUUGAAUCGUGUGGAUUUUCACAAUAUUCAGGAACAAGCUUCAUGGGUUUGUCAAUGCGAUACUGCCAUCGUUCAACAAUUGGAAAAUGACUUCAAGACAGCCCUCCAGCAGCAAAAUACGCUCGAACAAUGGGCUGCAUGGUUGCGUUACGUCGUCGAUACUGCACUCGAAGAUCAUCGCGGCAAACCCUCUUUUCCAAAAGCUGCCCGUCAAUUUUUGCUCAAAUGGAGUUUUUACAGCUCGAUGGUGAUUCGUGACUUGACAUUACGUUCCGCUGCGACUUUCGGAAGUUUUCAUCUCAUUCGGUUGUUGUACGAUGAAUACAUGUUCUUCAUUGUCGAACAUAAAGUAGCUGAAGCGACGCAUACGACACCGAUUUCUGUCAUGGGAUGUGCGAAUGGCGGAGGACCCAAUGGAUUGAGCAACAAUCAUUUGAAUAACGAUCACGAUGUGACGAGUCAAAGUGACUCUUUCGACGCUACGCCUUAUCACACAAAUGCAGGUUUUGAGAUCAAGAUGGAGCCGUGUGCUAAUAACGUCAAACGAAACCGUAAUAGUUAGGAAUUUCGUACUGAAUUCUUCAUUUUUUAGCUGAAAAACACUCACAACUAGUCCCGUACUCAUAAAUGUCUUAGAUAUAAAAAAUAUUAUAUAUAUAUGAAUAUAUAUUUAAAAACAGAGGAGAAACUUUUAACAUAUAAGAAUAUUUAUUAUAAUUAUUAAUAUUUACC
This is a messenger RNA of Culicoides brevitarsis, 2660 nucleotides long. It is a transcript of the gene Rfx, whose product is annotated as DNA-binding protein RFX2. Gene Ontology annotation, molecular function: RNA polymerase II cis-regulatory region sequence-specific DNA binding; DNA-binding transcription factor activity, RNA polymerase II-specific. Lineage: Eukaryota; Metazoa; Arthropoda; Insecta; Diptera; Ceratopogonidae. The record is from RefSeq and is a predicted model, not a curated record. The transcript is spliced from 6 exons. Bases 1 to 2490 code for a protein of 829 amino acids. Gene Ontology annotation, biological process: regulation of transcription by RNA polymerase II.